This is a messenger RNA of Eimeria mitis, 417 nucleotides long. RefSeq lists its product as uncharacterized. NCBI's taxonomy places the organism in Eukaryota, Apicomplexa, Conoidasida, Eucoccidiorida, Eimeriidae. The transcript has a single exon. Bases 1 to 417 code for a protein of 138 amino acids. The record is from RefSeq and is a predicted model, not a curated record.
AUGGAAGCAGACCAGCAGCAGCAGCAGCAGCAGCAGCAGCACGAGCAGCAACACCAGCAGCACGAGCAGCAGCAGCAACAGCAACACGAGCAACAGCAGCACGAGCAGCAACAGCACCCGGAGGAAGAGCAGCAGCAACGGCACCACCAGCAGCAGCAAGGACAGCAGCAGCAACAACAGCACCACCAGCAGCAGCAACAGCACUACCAGCAGCAGCAACAGCAGCAGCAGCAGCAACAGCACCACCAGCAGCAGCAACUGCAGCAGCAACAGCAGCAGCAGCAGCCACAGCACGACCAGCAGCAGCAACGGCAGCAGCAGCAGCAACAGCACCACCAGCACCAGCAGCAGCAGCAGCAGCAGCAGCAGCAGCAGCAGCAGCAGCAGCAGCAGGGUUUGUACCAAGAACAUUCCUAG